Lepidothrix coronata (blue-crowned manakin) is the source of this 4117-nucleotide messenger RNA. RefSeq names its product Gse1 coiled-coil protein (gene GSE1). The transcript has 16 exons. The record is from RefSeq and is a predicted model, not a curated record. Lineage: Eukaryota; Metazoa; Chordata; Aves; Passeriformes; Pipridae. The coding region runs from base 174 to 3791 and encodes 1205 amino acids.
CUGUCCUCCUUCUCUUCCAGGCGUCCUCUUUGUCCCUGGAGACGGUCACCGCCAAGCCUCUGGCCGGCGAGCCCCGGGCGGCCGGGGAGAGCCCAGGGACGGGCAGUGCUGCCCCGGACGUCAGCCAGCGGACGGCUUUGGAUGUGGAAGGCGUGGACGCUGGAGCCACAAGCAUGAGCCAUGAGCCGAAGUCGCCGUCCCUAGGAAUGCUCUCCACUGCCACCCGCACCACCGCCACCGUCAGCCCCCUCACCCCGUCCCCCCUCAACGGCUCCAUCGUCCCCAAUGGCAGCCCUGCAGCCAGCAGCACUUUGUCCGUCCAGGCAGCACCUUCCUCCAGCUUCGCCGCCGCUCUCCGCAAGCUCGCCAAGCAAGCCGAGGAGCCCCGAGGGUCCUCACUAAGCAGCGAGUCGUCCCCAGUCUCCUCGCCAGCCACCAACCACAGCUCCCCUGCCAGCACCCCCAAACGUGGCCCCAUGGGCCCCAUCAUCGUGCCCCCGGGGGGGCACAGCGUGCCCAGCACGCCGCCCGUCGUCACCAUCGCCCCAACCAAGACGGUCAACGGGGUCUGGAGGAGCGAGGGCAGACAGCAGGAAGCAGGGUCACGAGGCAGCAGCAGCAGCGCCGGCCGCGAGCGCCUCAUCUCGGAGCCCCCACUCACACAGGAGAAAGCAGGGGGUCCCACCGUCCCCUCCCACCUCCUGGGGACACCCUACUCCUUCGGGCUGCCCCCCAGCUCCGUGGUCCAGGACUCCCGCUUCCCACCUCUCAACCUGCAGCGGCCGGUCCACCACGUGGUGCCUCCCAGCGCAGUCACCGAGGAUUACCUGCGGAGCUUCCGUCCCUACCACACGGCCGAGGACCUCCGCAUGUCCUCCCUGCCGCCCCUCGGCCUCGACCCGGCCACCGCCGCCGCCUACUACCACCCCAGCUACCUUACACAUCACCCCUUCCCACAUCCUGCCUUCAGGAUGGACGAGUCUUACUGCCUGUCGGCACUGCGGUCUCCCUUCUACCCGCUGCCAGCGCCGGGCUCGCUGCCACCCCUGCACCCCUCGGCCAUGCACCUGCACCUCUCGGGGGUGCGGUACCCCCCCGAGCUCUCCCACUCCUCCCUCUCCGCCCUCCAGUCCGAGCGCAUCUCCAGCCUCGCUGCCGAGAGGCUGCAAAUGGAUGAAGAGCUGCGGCAGCGGGAGCGGGAACGGGAACGGGAGCGGGAGAAGGAGCGGGAGCGAGAAGCCGACCGGGAGCGGGAGAAGGAGCGGGAACGGGAGCGGGAACGUGAAAAGGAGCUGGAACGCGAGCGGGAAAAGGAGCGGGAGCGGGAGCUGGAGAGGCAGCGGGAGCGUGCCCGGGAGAAGGAGCUGAGCAUGGUGAAAGCCAUGGAGGGGCCCUUCCUCCCCGUGGCAGAGCUGCACGGGCUGCGGGGGCACCCGGCCGAGGAGCGGGGCAAACCAGUGGAGCCGCUGGCACCCGGCAGACCAGACAAACUCAAGGACUCGGUACUGCCGACGCCGAAGCCCAUCCAGCACCCCCUGCACCCACCACCGGGCUCCCACCACCCAGUUCCCAGCCUCAUCCCCAACCACAGCGUGUUCCCACUGCCAGGGAGCAGUGCGGCCACGGCGCUGCUCAUCCACCGCACCAACGAGGAGGAGAAGUGGCUGGCCCGGCAGCGCCGGCUGCGCCAGGAGAAGGAGGAUCGGCAGUCCCAAGUCUCGGAGUUCCGGCAACAAGUACUGGAGCAGCACCUGGACAUGGGGCGUGUCCCAAGCCAGCCUGAGCCCGAGCACCGGCCUGAGCAUCCCAGGACCGGAUCAAGCCGCCACGAGCCAAGCAGCCGGGAGCCAGGGCAGCACUUCGGUGGGCCCCCACCACUCAUCUCCCCCAAACCUCAGCACCACCCUGUCACCACAUCCCUCUGGAACCCCGUCUCGCUGAUGGAGAACCCCCCUGAUCCCCCGCGGCGCCUCCCUGAGCCCCAUGCCCUCCACAGCCACCCGUCCCCCUUCGAGCCUAGCCGUCAGGGCAUCCCGCUGGUGAAGGUGGAGAGGGUCUUCUGCCCCGAGAAGCUGGAGGAGGGGGCAAGGAAGAGGGAUGUUCUGGAGAAAUAUCCCCCGGGACGGGAGCCCGGUGCCCCAGAGCACGGGGGCUUCACCCACACCCCCUUCCUAGCUGAGCUGGAAAAGUCCACUCAGAGCAUCCUGAGCCAGCAGAGACCCCCGGCCACCCCCUUCCCUGAGGCCACCAAGCCCAGCUCGCCCUACCGGCCCCCCCAGCCCCGCGCCCAGGACCCCAUGUACAUCUACGACGAGUUCGUGCAGCAGCACCGCAGGCUGGUCAGCAAACUGGACCUGGAGGAGCGCCGGCGGCGGGAGGCCCGGGAGAAAGGGUACUACUACGACCUGGACGACUCCUGUGACGACAGCGAUGAGGAGGAGGUGCGGGCCCAUCUCCGCUGUGUGGCCGAGCAGCCCCCGCUGAAGCUGGACACGUCCUCUGAGAAGCUGGAGUUCCUGCAGCUCUUCGGCCUCACCACGCAGCAGCAGAAGGAGGAACUGCUGAGCCAGAAGCGGCGCAAACGCCGGCGGAUGCUGCGGGAGCGGAGCCCUUCGCCGCCCACGGUGCAGAACAAGCGCCGCACGCCCUCCCCGCACCUCCCGCUCUCCACCCGCUACAGCCCCGACGAGAUGAACAACAGCCCCAACUUCGAGGAGAAGAAGCGCUUCCUCACCAUCUUCAACCUCACGCACAUCAGCGCCGAGAAGAGGAAAGCUUCCCAUGCCGCAGACAAGGAGAAGCUGGUGGAGAUGCUCCAGGCCAUGAAGCAGAAGACCACACCGGCUGCUGUGGUGGUGAAGAGCUCCCCGCGGGACAGCCCUAAUGCCCUGACCACUGAGCCACCGGUGCCGCCGCUGCUGCUGGAUCCGGAUAAACCCGUGGGCAUUGCUGUCUCCGUGCCGGAGGUGCCAAAGACGGGGGAGUCUGGCAGGUUAGACCAGCUGAGACCCCAGGACCUACCGAGAGCCAAGGAGUUGGGCACUGCACUGGCGGAGAAGCCCCGGCUGAGCGAUGGGCACCCCGGGAAGAAGGCACUGAGCAUCCUCAGCUAUGUCAGGGGUCCCCUGCCCAAGGACAUCCCGGUGCCACUGUCCCACAGCAUGAACGGCAAGAGCAAGCCCUGGGAGCCCUUCAUUGCCGAGGAGUUUGCCCAUCAGUUCCACGAGUCAGUGCUGCAGUCCACGCAGAAGGCAUUGCAGAAGCACAAAGGGGGGACGGCGGCGCUGACGGCGGAGCAGAACCACAAGCUUGACGCCUCCAUCCACUACAACAUCCCAGAGCUCCAGGCGUCCACCCGCCUGGCCGGGCCCCCCCACAACGGCACGGCCGAGGGGCCCCUGGCCCACCGGGCACUGCCCCCACUGCCCCGUGACUCGGCCUCCGAGGAAGAGGACGAGGAGGAGGAGGAGGAGGAAGAGGAGGAAGACUACCCCAGGCCCAAGUGGCAAGGGAUCGAGGCAAUUUUUGAAGCUUACCAGGAACAUAUAGAAGAACAAAACCUGGAGCGCCAAGUGCUGCAGACGCAGUGCCGGCGGCUGGAGGCCCAGCACUACAGCCUGAGCCUGACGGCGGAGCAGCUGUCGCACAGCAUGGCGGAGCUGAGGACCCAGAAGCAGAAGAUGGUGUCGGAGCGGGAACGCCUGCAAGCCGAGCUGGAUCACCUGCGGAAGUGCCUUGCCUUGCCUGCAAUGCAGUGGUCUAGGGGUUAUUUCAAGGGGUAUCCCAGGUGACGCUCCUUGGGCCAGGCCGAACAUAUAGUCUAGAAAUAAUAAUCUAUUUUAUUACCUUGAAUAUUUAAUAUUUUUCACUGGGAGGUUUGAAGCUAAAAAAAUAAAAUUGAAAAAAAAAAAAAAAAGAACAUUAAUAAUAAAAAAAAAAAAAAAAAAAGAAGAAAUAAAUAAAUAAAUAAACGGAGAAUGUGCCAUGCAUGAAGCAAAGGAGCACGGGAGCCGGGGAGCCCAUCCCACGGCCAGCAGCCCCCAGCCUGUCCCCUCCUCUGGGGAGGGCCACGGCGCUGCAGCCCCCCCCCCUCCACCCACCCACACUUUAUAACGCU